AUGAUAGUACGCGCCCCGUCGCAAGGAAGCGCUAUCUCACAAACAACACAACACAUGGGUCCUCAUAGCCGCCCAGGGACCGCAGACCCCCUACGAUCACGAUCGGAGACAAUUUCGCGAGCUGGCCACCGUGCUCGAUCAAGAGGUUCAACUGCCAGUAUCCAUUCGAGCACAACCCAGCAAACCCAAGACCAACACGUCGAUGCAUUCCCCCAGUUUAUGCCCUCGCAGGUCGCCAAUGCCCAGAACAUGUUCGGAGGUAACCCUGAAGACAUGAUCAUGCGAUUCAACCACCAAUUCGCCCAUCAAACCCAUGGCGCGUCUAUGGAUCAAGGGUUACGAGAUGCCCAUUCGGUAAUGGCUCGACAGGACGAUUUCCCGACCCAUCCUAUGCACAACCAUACGCUUUCGCACCACUCAAUCCCGCAGGAUAUGGGUUCCAAUGGUGUCCCUAGUGUUGCUGUUCCUCAGUACCAGACUAUGUAUGAUAGCGGGAUUGAAAAUCAUAUACCCGAGCAAGUUAUGGAGGAGCAAGAAAUUUCGGAGCAAGGAGGAAAAAAGAAGAGGGGGUCAAGUUCCACGCUUGCAAACGACAACGAGCUUCGUAAACUCCUUCGUCAGUAUGAAGGAUACACAUUAAAACAGAUGGCCACUGAGGUGAUGAAGCAUGAGGGUGCUGGAGGUAAAGCAGAGAAGGUGAAGCAGGUAUUCGCUAUGAUCUGGUUGCGAGAAAAUUGUCGAAAGAGUAGUGGCUCGGUAAGGCGAGAUCGGGUUUAUUGCUGCUAUGCAGAAAAGUGUGGGACAGAGCGAGUGUCUGUUCUGAACCCCGCCUCAUUUGGAAAGCUUGUGCGGAUCAUCUUCCCAAAUGUUCAGACUCGUCGUCUCGGUGUUCGUGGAGAAUCCAAGUACCACUACGUGGAUUUGUCCGUCAUUGAGGAAAAGCAACAGAAGGCUGCAUCAGUAAAUACACAUGUCGCACCUAGCCAGACACCUUCAGUGGCCCCAGAAAGGCCCGCAAGUGCAAUGCGUUCACGCAGUAUCAGUAUCCCUCAGCCCACUGCUGACUCGGCCGUCUUUCCCUCCCCGACAACCUCUUUUGCACCCCGAUUUCCUGCCAACUCUCCCGGCCCAACUUGUGGCUGCCCGGCCGAUACCCAUUCCGGUCUACCGGGGUCAGAUUCCACCAUUACUGCCGACAACGUUGCACAGCAAGCUGGCAGAAUGAUCCACCAAAUGCUUCAGUUCCCCACAGAUGAACCCCCGGUUGAUAAUGAUACCCUCACGUUACCCGAUAUUCGCGGUCACUUGCCCGCCAACACCGAUUUAAAGGUGGCAGAUGCCCUCGCAGCCCUUUACCGAUCCCACUGCAUCUCGGUCAUCGACAGUUUCCGAUUCUGUAAAGAACGAAACCUUCUAAAGUAUUUCUCUGCAUUUCACGGGACAUUGACUGUUCCUGUUCAAAAACUCUUAACACACCCAAAUCUUGCCCCAUGGAUUAAGGAGUGUGACUGGCUUAUGUACCAGAAGAUGAUUCCUUUCGUCGCGCCUCUUACUACACAAGUUGUCCCCAAACCUGUGCUUGAUGCGUUCCGCUCUAUAUCUCAGCGACUUUGUGGGCAUAUCGCCGAAACAUUCAAGACACAACCAGCCCAUGUGUCUAUCGCACGCUUGAUCCCGGCCCAUAUAUUCUGCAACCUCUUAAAGCACAUGCUUGAUGUCAACCAAGCUGCCAACGCCGCCGCUGCUUGGCUUUGCCAUCCUGAAAACCGCAAUCAGAUGUGGGCUGAUUUUAGGUCUCUUGUAGACCCGGCGGAAAUGAUCUCCAAGGCCAACAUUCCAGUCUGCGCAGCACGGGCCACUGAGCAAAUUCUCAAGCACGAUGUUCGCGCUCUGCUGACCCCUGUGUCCGAGGAUGAUCCCGCUGGGACCUUGCCUUUUUACCGCAAGCCAGAUUCGGCGGAAGAUAUUGAAGCCCACCCACUACCAGUUGACACAGCCGGUGGUGACGAGUAUAACUUCCCAGACAAAUGGAUUCAGUUCAUUCUCAGCAUUCCAGCAGUUUUCGCCAACCACCGAUCGCAAUGCAUUAUUGAAAAGGUUGAUGCGUUGUGGGAAAACAUCUUGCAUCGUCUUACUCUCGGUGGAGCAGCUAGCUUUAGUGCUUGGUGGAUGACGAAAGUGUUUUUCCAUGAAAUGAUGCUCUGGCAAGCAGAGAAAGGUGGCUUCAUGCGAAGCAAUCCUGCCUCAAUCCAAAACCUCACAUUCGGCACAGAGCAGAUGGGUAUGGGUAGUUUUCAUCUGAAGCACAACACGACCUCAAACCGCAACUCAUUUGAUGCACAAUCCUCCAGCCAAGCUCGAUCCCACCCCAACACAGAAACCCCCGGAGUUGCGCAGGCCCCAAACGGUGAUUCAGAUGCCGAUGCGAAACACAUUCCAGCAGAGAAAGAUCUAAGCCUCAGUGAAUCUGGCUUCCAAGCGCCUAACAAUGAUGACAGCGCAAUUGAUUUGGAAGACGACCCAAUGAUGAUUGCGGUUGGUAAAUAUGGUGAUAUUAUGGCCUCCGACCCGGCAGACGCGGAAGGCGAUGUGGUUGUUAUUUAG
This is a messenger RNA of Penicillium angulare, 2604 nucleotides long. Its product is annotated as RFX family transcription factor. Gene Ontology annotation, biological process: regulation of transcription by RNA polymerase II. The transcript has 3 exons. Gene Ontology annotation, molecular function: RNA polymerase II cis-regulatory region sequence-specific DNA binding; DNA-binding transcription factor activity, RNA polymerase II-specific. The coding region runs from base 1 to 2604 and encodes 867 amino acids. NCBI's taxonomy places the organism in Eukaryota, Fungi, Ascomycota, Eurotiomycetes, Eurotiales, Aspergillaceae. The record is from RefSeq and is a predicted model, not a curated record.